AUGACAAUAGUGAUGCGUGGAAGCCCAGCUGGAGGGGAUUCCCCUCAAGAGAAUUCCCCUCCCCAGACAGGUCAGGCUCCCCAACAACAACAGCCAACAACACAACAGCCACAACAGCAACCCCCGACUUCACAACCCUCACAGUCACAACAGCCUCCUAAAGAAGCUCCACCACAACAGCAGCAGCAGCAACAACAACAACAACAACAAUCCACCAGUGGAUGUCCAGUUCAGAUCGCGACCCAGCACGAUGAAGGAGGUCAAGGUGAUGGAAUAGUGCUACCAGCUGAUGACCAAGAACCUGAAUUCCCCCAUGUGGAGUUGGCGAAACUAGAUGAAAUGAUUAACCGACCACGAUGGGUGGUCCCAGUGCUGCCAAAAGGGGAACUCGAAGUUCUGCUGGAAGCUGCAAUUAAGCUGAGCAAAGAUGAUUUUGUUUAA
Messenger RNA from Haliotis rubra (blacklip abalone), 441 nucleotides. RefSeq names its product probable ubiquitin carboxyl-terminal hydrolase FAF-X. The coding region runs from base 1 to 441 and encodes 146 amino acids. The record is from RefSeq and is a predicted model, not a curated record. Lineage: Eukaryota; Metazoa; Mollusca; Gastropoda; Lepetellida; Haliotidae. The transcript is spliced from 2 exons.